This is a messenger RNA of Bursaphelenchus okinawaensis, 2130 nucleotides long. Lineage: Eukaryota; Metazoa; Nematoda; Chromadorea; Rhabditida; Aphelenchoididae. The record is from the annotation of a GenBank genome assembly.
AUGCUAGAGGUGAUCGGGACGGUGGACAGAGAUAGCGGAUGUUAUUUGGCUGGGGAGACUGUUCAUGUUAAGGUAGGUAUUGUCAACCUUUUAAGUGUUUAUUAUUUUAUAUUGUAUAUACCGAUAUAGACUUUCAGAUCGUUUUAACUAACCAAGACCGUGAGAACAAUGACAUUCUGGGAUGGAUCUGCCUCCAGAUGCACUGUGAUCGUAUCUUUCCGAAGAACAACAGGAAUUUGGAGAUGAAUGGGAUUGGCAAGAACGAUGCUACUUCAGUACGACCGUCAAAAGAAGCCAUCUACUCUAGUAAUCCUGAUAUUGUCUUAUGUAAUUGGCCCGUGGCAAAAGGCGCUACAGAAGUACGAGAGCGAGAUAUAUACGUGCCCUUAGGGUUUCCACCUACAUUUAAGGUAAGGUAAAAUGAACUUUGGAGUUGGCUUAUUUUGUGUUUAGGGACAGUUCGUACGGUACAACUGGUACCUUCAAGUCGCGAUCCAAAGGGUAGACAAACCGAUCCAGACCUUGUUCUUGCCUAUUCGGGUUUUGAAUUCUACUGUCGACAACAAGGUCGUGGCACCAGUUAUCAAAAACCCUUUCUUACAAACAGAGAAUGAUAAGCAAGUGUUUUAAUUAUGUUUAUGGAUCUUACUAGGGAGUUUUUAAGUUUAUUUAUUUUAGAUCAUACCCGUUGGUGCUGGCUAUGGCGAAGAUAGACGAGAAGACAUCUGUUUCGCGUAAAAACUUGAUAUUUGAUGUGAAGUCUGAAGGUCAUCAGUUUGCCACAGUACACGUCAAUUCAGGGCCAUUCAAGUUGGGAGAUAUUGUACAAGGCUUGGUAGAGUUCCCAGAACACGAAGCUGGUAAACCUCAUUCUGUGCAGGUAUGCUUUAUAUAUUUAGCGCUACUAAUAUCAUUAUUUCCUAUAGUAACUUCGAAACUUAUUCUAGUUGUUGGUAUCACUGGAAACGGUCGAAGAAUGUUUGUAUGCUGACACCACAGAGCCUUUCAUUGUGAGGAACAACUACUCUCAGAUAACGACUGCUUUCAUGAAGUCUUGCCACUUCCGAGUACCAAUUCAAUUGACAAACGUACCAACAUUUACAGAGCAGUCAAGUAAGUUAACAUUAAUCUAACCGUACACGGUAGACUUACUGCGAAUAAAAUUUGACUAGUUUUCACAUAAAUUUGAUGAUUACAGUAAAACUGUCAUGGCGAGUUCACUUCGAGUUUACUGUAACACGAGACUCAUUGAUGGUACCAAAUGACCGAGGCGAGACUUUGGCGGAGAACAUCAAGGUACAAGCUCUGUUCCUCAACUGUCCCAUCUUUGUACAUUCUACCAAUCCACUUAACGUCGGUAUGGCACUCCAUAACAGCAAUAACGUCGCAAGGGUUACGGUGUAAUAUGUCGUAAACAAUUUAUUUAUCUUUACAGUAAUUUAUGGUACUUUUUUUAUUGGAUUUAAUGUCUAUCAUAAUAUUAAGUAUUUUGUCUCAAGUAUUGCAUAUCAGCAAGUUUUAAUAAUUUAUUUUGGUUACGGUAUAUUGUGCUCUACAAUACGGUAACGUCUGUGAUAUAUAUAACGUGUGGAAUACGGUAAUAAUGUAUAAAAUCUGAAAGAAUACGGUAGUCAUACAAUAAAAGUUAUUUGAUGACUUCAUUUAUACCUUAAUUCGUAUGGCCGAGUGUUACCUACAGUGUUGGCGUCAUGGUAACGAGGGAAUUGUAUACCCAUCAAAGUUUUAACAUUGAAUUUGGUAACUAAAGCAUGGGUAAUAUAAAAAAGGAGAGAUUUCAGCACUCUGCGGAGGUAUUCAGAAGGAGUGUUUCGCGUAGGGAGCGCGCCGUUGAGAGAGACCGCAGACAGUGUGACGACGUGGGGAACACGAGAGAGAGCGGAGAAAGAGCACGCGAAAGGGAGAGAGACAACCUCCGGGCGAAAUAUUCGAAAAGUGUUGAGUUUGGUGGCAGCUUGGGGACGAUUCGUUCGUCGUGUUUUAUAUGUGUGGUGCGUUUAUUGUCCUUUGGCUGUCCUGGGGUUAACGGACGGGGUUUCAGACGUUCAGAUGUUUUUAUUCGGCGAUGUCGCUAAAAACAUCUUGCCGGCUCAGCCCAGCAGUACCGCGUGA